Botrytis porri is the source of this 477-nucleotide messenger RNA. RefSeq lists its product as uncharacterized. Bases 1 to 477 code for a protein of 158 amino acids. NCBI's taxonomy places the organism in Eukaryota, Fungi, Ascomycota, Leotiomycetes, Helotiales, Sclerotiniaceae. The record is from RefSeq and is a predicted model, not a curated record. The transcript has a single exon.
AUGCAUCCAUCAAUCUAUUACACGCCGAUUAUUAACUCCUCAUCUCCAGUAUUCCACUUCGCUGGAGCAUCGUCAUCAGAAUCCUCAAUGUCUAAGCAACACCUCAAUCUCGCAUCUCAAACCUCAAAUCUUGCACCUAUCCCCGUACUCCCAACCCCUAACACCACAUUCACACCCACACCAUCUUCUCACUCCCAUCCCCUAACACCACACCUCACUCCCAUCUCAUCAUUCCCAUCCGAUAUACUCCUCUCACUCCUCCUCUCCUCUACACCCAUCUCCUCAUCUCCCCAUCUCCUCUCUAUACAUUUCUCCAUCCCACCGUCUAGCCAAGCUCCUCCGCCAUCUCGGUCCCGAGCUCGUUCCCGAACCUCCCCAUCUCAAUUUCAUUUUUCCAUCCAAUUUCCAAUUUCCAAUCUCCAACAAAAACAUCCCCCAAACCCAUUCAGAGGUUUCCUCAUCUCUUUAGAGACUUAG